AUGCUGGACAUCCACACCAAAGUGCAGAAUUUCGACUUCGCCCACAUCGUCACCUUCCUCAACAAGCUCGACCAGCAUGAGCUUGAUGUGUUGGCCUCAAAUACUAGCACCCAGCUGAUGCAGAUCCACAUCGUAUACGGAAUUCCUGAGCGCAAUCGCCUCACGCGUUGGAUCAACCGGAAGAAGGCUACCACUAAGAAAGGCAGCAACAUCGACUUCAACUACCAUCCAGCGGUACCAGCUCAUGAGUAUUACUGGGAAGAACAGCAGCGUAAAGCACGUCGAAUGGACAUGAUUGCCCUGGCGAAAGAGGUGCUCAAGGAGAAGCCAGACGAUCAGCACUACCAACAGGAGGGCAGGAGGAUCCUGCAAGCACUGGAGCAAGGUUGA
This is a messenger RNA of Fulvia fulva, 390 nucleotides long. RefSeq lists its product as uncharacterized. NCBI's taxonomy places the organism in Eukaryota, Fungi, Ascomycota, Dothideomycetes, Mycosphaerellales, Mycosphaerellaceae. The record is from RefSeq and is a predicted model, not a curated record. The transcript has a single exon. The coding region runs from base 1 to 390 and encodes 129 amino acids.